AUGUCAUCAAAUACCUCAGAAGAUACUAUAUUGUGUGAAAUUACUCAAAGUACAUCCCAACAAUACCUGACAUCAUUAGAUGCCUCACAAAAUAUUACUACUUCAUGUGAAGAUACACCAUGUCCAGUUAUUCGAUCGACUCAAGAAGCUUUGAUUUUUACACCAAACAAACCAAUCAUAACAAAAAUGAUGUAUGAUAAAUAUUCCCCAUACCUUAUUUGCACAUUCAAUUCAACAAUAAAUUAUGUUAAGGAGACCGAAACUCUUGUUAAGAAGCUGGAGGAGAUAUUUGAAACAGACUACACAGAUGUGAUUUUUGAGUAA
Molecule: messenger RNA, 324 nt
Organism: Entrophospora sp. SA101
Lineage: Eukaryota; Fungi; Glomeromycota; Glomeromycetes; Entrophosporales; Entrophosporaceae
Source: the annotation of a GenBank genome assembly